Chlamydomonas reinhardtii is the source of this 2957-nucleotide messenger RNA. RefSeq lists its product as uncharacterized. The record is from RefSeq and is a predicted model, not a curated record. Lineage: Eukaryota; Viridiplantae; Chlorophyta; Chlorophyceae; Chlamydomonadales; Chlamydomonadaceae. The coding region runs from base 51 to 2081 and encodes 676 amino acids. The transcript has 14 exons. Gene Ontology annotation, molecular function: structural constituent of nuclear pore; phospholipid binding. Gene Ontology annotation, biological process: RNA export from nucleus; protein import into nucleus. Gene Ontology annotation, cellular component: nuclear pore central transport channel; nuclear pore.
CCAUUCAGCCUUGAAGUACCGGUGUAUCCAGUCCCUUACCUGACGAAAGCAUGGCCGCGCCAUUCGGAGGAGGCUUCUCCUUCGGGGCGGCGGGCUCUGCUCCUGCUUUUGGCGCGCCUGCUGCGAGCACCCCGGCUUUUGGCGCUCCAGCUGCUGCCCCAGCCUUUGGUGCGGCGCCCGCUGCGUCCACACCCGCAUUCAGCUUUGGGGGCGGUGCGGCACCCGCAUUCGGUGCGCCUGCCGCGGCACCUGCGGCGGCCGCAGCGCCGGCCUUUGGGGCGCCAGCGGCAGCGGCCCCUGCGCCUGCCUUUGGCACUCCUGCUGCUGCGCCCGCAGCGUCUUCGGCACCGGCCUUCGGUGCGCCAGCGGCAGCGGCGGCCCCUGCGUUUGGGGCCCCUGCGGGCGGGCUGAGCUUUGGGGCGCCUGCUGCUGCGUCCACCGGCGCGUCUUUGUUCGGUGCUGCUGCUGCGCCCGCGGCACCCGCGGCCGCCGCCUCCGCGCCUGCUGCUGGUGGCUUUGCGUUUGGCAGCGCCGCACCCGCCGCGGCGCCCGCCGCCGGGGGCGGCCUCUUCGGCGCGCCCGCGGCACCUGCGGCCGCUGCCUCCGCGCCUGCAGCCGGUGGCUUCUCCUUCGGAGGCGCGCCAGCGGCCGGCAGCACCCCUGCCGCAGGCGGCGGCCUGUUUGGCGCGAUGGCGACGCCGGCUCCUGGCGCCGCUGCCAGCGCGGCAGCGCCCGCCGCUGGUGGUCUCUUCGGCGCUGCCAGCGCCGCGGCCCCAGCCGCAGGCGGUGGCCUGUUCGGCAGCACCACCACCACUGCCCCAGCGGCCGCCGCGUCUGCACCCGCGGCCGGCGGCUUCGCAUUCGGCGGCGCUGCCUCUGCCGCGCCAGCGGCAGCCGCCGCGCCGGCGGCUUCUUCAGGGUUCAGCUUUGGCGGCGGCGCCACCGGCGGCGCCAGCACGGGUGGCUCGCUGUUCGGCGCCGCCAGUACCGGCGCCACCGCUGCCACUGGCAGCACGGCGGCGCCAUUCGGGGCCGCGCCUGCAGCGGGUGGCCUCAGCUUCGGUGCCGCGGCGCCGGCGGCUGCAAGCUCUGCGGCGAGCUCAGCCGCCGCCUCCACUGCCCCCAGUAUGUUCGGGUCAUUGACGACAGCGGCGGCGCCCGCGGCGGCCGGCACCGCGGCGGCCACUGGUGCUGCAGGGACGACAGGUGCCGCCGGCACCACGGCGAGCACUGGCGCGGGCUUCUCCUUCGGCUCCGCCGCACCCGCCGCCGCCGCGGGGGCCAGCGCGCCGGCAGCUGGUGCCGCCGCCAGUGCUCCCGCCACCGGCACUACCUUUGCCUUUCCCUCAGCGGCGGGUGCCGGUACCGCCGCGGCAUCUGCGGCCGGCACUGCUCCCGCCGCCGCCGCGGGCGCCCUUGUGCCAGCGGCCGCCGCUGCGCCCGCCGCGCCCACGCAACCUCAGAUGCCUGUGUCGCUUAAGGGCAAGAACAUCGAGGAGAUCAUCAACGAGUGGAACGGCGAGCUGGAGGAGCAGGUGGCGGCUUUCAACAAGCACGCAGCCGCUCUGGCCGCCUGGGACCGCACCAUCCUGCACAACCGCUCCUGCCUGCUGGGCGUGGAGGAGGAGCUGGGCGUGGUGGCUGCGGGCCAGGAGGCUCUGGACCGCAAGUUGGCCAUGCUGGAGACACACCACAAGGAGGUCCACGACGCGCUGGCCUCCAUCGAGGGCGAGGCGGAGCGCAUGUGUCUGGCGGAGCGCCAGCUGCUGGACGGGGACGCGGUGGAGCGGGACAGGCUGUACGCGCGCGCGGAGGCUUUGUCCACGGCGCUGGUGCGGCUGGGCGAGGAGCUGGGCGGUGUGGUGGGCGACGUCAACGAGCUGAGCGGCGCGGCGCUGGGCGACCCCGCCACGCCGCUGGGGGCCGUGGUGCGCAUCCUCAACAACCAGCUGCUGGCUCUGGGCCAGGUGGAGGCGCGUGUGAGCGGGCUGGAGGGGGAGCUGUCCGCCAUGGGCAUGGGCCCCAACGGCGGCGCGGCGGCCAGCAACGGCGCCGCCAAUGGCGCAUUCCGCCUGGCCUGAGGUCGCCGUGUGCUGCUUCGGCUGCUUCCGGUGCCGCCGCUGCUGCCGCCGCUUGGGAGCGGCUUAGGAGCUGCUGGGUUGGGGCAAGGCGCAAGCAGGCGGGUUGCUGAGGUCCAUUUAGGUCCUGCUGGGAAGGGUGUGCGAUGCGGGUGAUGUGGACAAGCAUGUGGACGCGUGUACGUGUGCGACAGGUUCAAAUGCGGGCUGGUUUGUGUGGGUGAUGGCGCGGAAACCCCGGAUGGACCGGGGCGUGACUUGCUAGCACAAAAGCGCACGGCAUGCAUGUGCGGCGCUGUGGGAGACUUGAGUGGGGCAGUUUGCACGGACAGCGCGCUGGCCUCGUAUCUGACGGCCCAAAUGCUCAACGGACGCGCGCGGUCAUUUCUCGCUAUCACUGGCUUGUGAGAAUGCGGUUUAAGGUCGUCUGCAAUCAGGGCAGGCUGAAAAAGCGGCGAACGUCACCGAGCAGCGCCAAGUCGGUUGCUGGCACGAUACCGGUAUUGUAAGGACCUGUGGUGGGAUGACCUGAGCAGGUUGCAAGUGUCGAACGAUUGAAGUCGAGCAGGCGCUUUACGAACGGAACCCUCGACCUCGGUUCGUAGGAGAGGCCUUCCCGUGAGGCAGCCGGUCUCCGCGGAGUUGCACCUGCGCUGUGUGUGUGUGUGUGGGGGGGGGGGGCGGGAGGGAAAUGAAAGUGCCAGACCCCAUCCCCUGAAACCCCUCGGGAGCCCCCAGGGACCGACCGACUGACACCUGACUGCACCAAACCGCUUCAUAAGGGGGUUCAUACCCUGCAAUUUGAUACCGCAAUGGUGCCAAUCGACUCGUCUUGAAUGGUUCUUGAAUGGUUCUGUCCUGUUCUAUCGGCGUGUGUAU